Messenger RNA from Monopterus albus (swamp eel), 2476 nucleotides. It is a transcript of the gene cep76, whose product is annotated as centrosomal protein 76. Gene Ontology annotation, cellular component: centriole. Lineage: Eukaryota; Metazoa; Chordata; Actinopteri; Synbranchiformes; Synbranchidae. The transcript has 13 exons. The record is from RefSeq and is a predicted model, not a curated record. The coding region runs from base 206 to 2197 and encodes 663 amino acids. Gene Ontology annotation, biological process: regulation of centriole replication.
UUCACGCUCGCUUUUCCGCCUCAGUUUAAACGGGCGGUUAUGACUGGGAAUUCGAGUUGUAGUCGUUUUAUAGGCGACAAAUGAAUAGAUAUCUCAAAUAUAAGUCACAUAAGACAAACAUAAUUGUUUAUUUGUUAAGAUAAUGCCCUAUAGUUGACGUCGAUAGCUAUUUUGACUUUAAACUGAACGGAGCUCAUCAGCUGUAAUGUCUCUGCCUCCCGAGAAAGCUUCCGAGUUGAAGCAAAUUAUUCGCAACCAUCUGCUCAAGAUGGAUAUCUAUGGGAAGAUUCGGGAGGUGCUGGCUGAGACUGUGAGGGAUGAUCAGGGCCCAGCACAUCAGUCUCUGUCUGAGGCAGAUUUCCUACGUGCUCUGCAACGCAGGGGCAUCAUAGAUGAUGUGAUGAAGGACAUACACUUUACCCAGGAAGCACCCAAAGAUGCAGAAAGAGGAUCUCCUCAAAAGCCUGCUACUUACUUUGCAGAGAAAGAUAUCACUCAGCUGAAGAAAACCAACAUUAACCCAACCAGGAGGUAUUUGUUUCUGCAAGUGCUUGGAGGUAAGGCUUUCCUCGAGCACCUCCAGGAGCCGGAGCCUUUACCUGGUCAAGUGUGUUCCACAUUCACAUUGUACUUGCACUUCCGCAGUCAGAGGUUUCGCUCAAAGCCAGUGCCCUGUGCCUGUGAACCUGACCUGAAGGAGGGCUUCCUCUUAGAGAUUCACAGAGAUGGCAUAGGAGAGGGCGGUAAAAUGGUAGACGUGACCACCAUGCUGUCUAUGUGUGACCGGAUUCACUUGGUGCUGAUCAAGACAGAUACCUCCAGUGAGACGACGCUGGUCUCAUCCUACUUUCUGGACUGGAGGACAGUCCUCAGCUCACCCAGUGGAAAGACCUGCUUUGCUGUAGAGCUGAUGGGCGUUGGAAGUGAAUGUAAAGUCCCAGCCGGUGUUUUGACUGUCAGUCUGGAGCUGUUCCCUCCUCUCACCGAGACACUGAGUGCUGACAUCAUCAGCACACAGCAAUCACUAGAGCGGCGGAGGAUAGCAGAAAAGGAGAGGCUCUUCUUGGUUUAUGCCAAACAGUGGUGGAGGGAGUUCCUCGAGAUCCGACCAUCACACCAAUCCAAACUGGUCAAGAUCUUUGCUCAGGAUGAGAAUGGUGUCAGCAGACCAGUGUGUGCCUACGUGCAUGUCCUCCGUGCAGGCCGGCUGCUGGAGAGUCCUCGACAGGCGGCCCGUUUCGUCAGCCUGCUGGCCCAUGAGAAAGCUUCAGUGGUGGGAGGAGGUGCAGAGAAGCAGGAGCAGUGGUGCACAUUAAUGGCUUUCCUGUGCAGAGGGAGGGGGGACUGUGAGGAUCAUGCCACCCUGCUGUGUAGCCUCCUGCUGGGCUUUGGCCUGGAUGCAUACGUAUGUGUGGGCACAAAAGCCAAGGGAUUGCCACACACCUGGGUCCUGACCCGCGGUACUGAUGGUAGUAUUACCUUCUGGGAGAGCCUGACAGCACACAGAUACCUCCACCAGGCUAUAGACCCAGAUGCCCCACCCCUGGCCCCGCAGCCCAAACCCUCCUCCCCCUACCGCACUGUGGGCUGUGUCUUUAACCACCAGACCUUUCUGGCUAACUGCCAGCCGUCCGAUGCUGUGGAGCUUUGUGUCUUUGACUUCCAGAAUCAGUCUCAGUGGAAGGCCAUGAGCAGUGAGGCUCUGGAGUCUGUCUGUGCCCUGGUCUCCACCACCUCUUUGCCACCUCUGCCUCCACUUUGUGCCCCUUCUCUGGAUCCUGCUGCUGCCAGCAACCAGCUGGAGCUGGAGAUGCGCUUCCUGAUCUCUGAGCACAGGAAGGACCUGGAGCUGGCAACGGUCUGGGAUGACCACCUGUCCUACCUGCUCUCCUCUGCCUUAUCAGCCUAUGAGCUGGAGCGCUGUACUGGUGUCUCCUGUGGUAACGAGGAGUUUCAGGAUGCAGUAAGGAGGGCAGUGCCGGACGGGCACACCUUCAAAGGUUUCCCUAUCCACUUCCUGCACUGCAAUGCUCGUAGAGCUUUUGCCACUUGCCUCAGGUCUCCAUUCUGUGAGGAAAUAGUGUGUUGUCGUGGCGACCAUGUGAGGCUGGCUGUCCGUGUUCGGGUGUUUGUCUAUCCAGAGAACGCAUGUGCUGUGUGGCUCAUGUUUGCAUGUAAAUAUCGCUCUGUACUCUGACCAACAGAUAUGUGAUACUCAGAAACUUGUUGCUUGUGUUGCACAUUGAUCUAGACCACGGGUGAGGUUGGUUAAAGAUCUGUGCGUGUGCAGUACAUUGCAUUAGAAUACCUGCACCCAUGGUGAGACUACUUUGAAAUCAAGUUUUACUCCGUAUCAGAAACAGAUGCACAGAUGUUUGCAGCUGUUGUUUAUACCCUGAUUCUCAGACCUUUAUUUUGUAGUGCCUUAGGCUCAUUAUUUGUACAAAUAUUUACUCAGAAUUGUAUUUAUGUAUCU